AUGGCCAAAACAGUGUUCAGCUAUGUGAUAAGAAUCCUAGUCAUGCUCGCAACUCUUAUAGCAGCUAUUGUAAUGGGUACAAGCCAUAAAUCGGUUGACAUGAUCACUUUCACCUUCGAAGCAAAGAUCAGCAAUUGGCCAGUUCUGAAGUACUUUGUCAUUGUAAACUACAUAGCAGCUGGUUAUAACUUACUUGUUCUGUUCCUUCCCUCUGGUAGUAACCAAUGGCGAUUAAUUGUGGUCUUGGAUAUGAUUAUGGUUUUGGUAAUCGCUUCAGGGUGUUUCUUAGCGGGUGAGGACCUUUAUAUAAUGAAAAAAGGGAAUGCACAUGUAGGCUGGACAGCCAUCUGUGGCCUAGUCCCCGCUUUCUGCAACCGUCUGACCGGAGCGCUUGCCGUUGGUUCACUCGGAGCCAUAGUCCAGAUUUUGCUCACUUUGUAUACCUACCAUGUUAUUAUCAAUCCUCUACUCAUGUAG
Molecule: messenger RNA, 477 nt
Organism: Cornus florida
Lineage: Eukaryota; Viridiplantae; Streptophyta; Magnoliopsida; Cornales; Cornaceae
Product: CASP-like protein 1C1
Exons: 3
Coding region: 1-477 (158 amino acids)
Source: RefSeq, a predicted model, not a curated record